UGAUAUUUUGGGUACAAUGUGGAAUGCAAAUCAGUUUUCAUAUGUCGUCUUCCUGAUAUUUUCCAAUCAAAUUUUAACAUUGACAGCAAAUCAAUGUGUAAAAUUGUUAAAUGACAAGUGCUCAAAAGGACAAGGGUCUUACAAUUCUACGGUGUUUCCAAAUGUUCUCGGACACUUGGAUUUUCCACACGCAGAGAUCGAAUUCAACCAGUUCCUGCCAUUAAUAACCUCGUUCUGUAGCCAGUCUCUGCUUCCGUUCCUGUGCAGUGUAUACUUCCCCAAAUGUGAUCAGCAGACGACACAGGUUUUGCCGCCAUGUACCACAGAAUGUGUAAAGUCUCUUGCCGAGUGUUCAUUUCUUUUUUCAUUCUAUGGAUUUGACUGGCCAUCUGAGCUCAGCUGUGACCGUUUUGCUGUUGGGAAUCACUGUCCACAACCAGAUGUGUCUACCUGCUCGACAGAUGUAACAAAAAUCACAGAAAAACCAUGUAUCCAAUACAUCAAGAAGGCAGCAACAAACACUUCCACCUUCUGGUUCGGUGUGCCUUACAAGUCUGUGUGCCCAAAAGGAUCUUCGACAUCAUUCAACUGCACAAACGCUAGAGAAGAUUCAGUCGAUAGCAUUGGAAGCCGCCUUGGAUUGGACCUUACUAAACUCGACCGAACUAUCAACAUUACAUACACAUAUGGAGAAGGAUCAUAUUCAACAUGCGGAUCAAAGGUCAGAGUAUGGAAUGGUAACUAUCUAGAAGUAAAACCCGGUGAUGGUGUUUAUAAAUCCUAUGAUGUACAUUUAUUUCCAAAAGUUCAGUGGCAUUCUGCAAAGAGUGAAUUCGACACCCUUGUUAUUUAUGAUGUUGGAAACCUGUAUGUUCACGGAAUAUUUGUCAAUAUUGCGCAUGGUGUAGUUUCAUCCGGACAAACAAUAAAACCGUAUUUACACCCCAUCCCACCACAAACGGAGCCAAAUCCAUUUGCUUUCAUUGUGUAUAAACAAUCUAACGCCGUCGUGGUCUCAGAUUCUACAAAACAAAUGCUACAACAGACGACAGACCUGGGAGUUGUAAUUACUGCCCUUGGGUUGACAGGUCCAGUUGCUUUGAACUGGAUAAAUGUGGUACGUGACCCCUAUGCCAUCCAGUCUUUGAUGGAUCUACACAUUGCGGAUUUAUGUCCAUAUUUUGAGACGGAAGUACUGCUGAAACACAAUCGUCCAUUUAUUCCAAAAGCCACGGAAUUAGACGUUUCUUUAUCGGUCACCUUCCAUCCAUCAGAUAUAACUUUUGAUUCUUGCUGUUCAUCAUAUACUCAAACAGCAAAAACAAUCACUCUGAAUUCUGCUGCCACAACAUAUGUAAAUACUGCUGAUGUUCGCACCGCGGUUGUCCCAUCUGUCAGUUUCACAAAAGCCGGAAUUUUAGCACAGUCCAAAAUUACCGACACUUACACACUUAUUUGCCUUGAUCCCGAUGCAUCUGCUAGCCAUGCACCCAUUGUUCACUGGAUGGUUACCAAUAUUCCUGACGGCAACAUUCAAAAUGGACAGACAGUGCUACCAUACAUGGGACCGAUGCCCCCAGCUGGCAAGAAUCAUACGUACUACUUUCUGCUAUAUACACAGGCGUCUCCAAUAGAUGGCAGCAUUCUCAGUGGCUAUGUCGGACAAAACUGUCACAGCAGAUGUCUAUUCGAGAUAAACAGGUUUGUAGCAGACAAUCACUUGACUUUGAGUGGUGCGCGAUGGAUGGAUGCGCAUUAUGACCCCUAUGUACGUCACCUUUACACGACUCAGCGUGGAUUGGAUGAACAUUCCGUCUGUCAUGGCGUCAAUGGUUAUCAUGCUCAUUGCAACGAAGGGGUUGUUGUUGUAGGGUAA
Molecule: messenger RNA, 1876 nt
Organism: Saccostrea echinata
Lineage: Eukaryota; Metazoa; Mollusca; Bivalvia; Ostreida; Ostreidae
Exons: 9
Coding region: 17-1876 (619 amino acids)
Biological process (GO): non-canonical Wnt signaling pathway; canonical Wnt signaling pathway
Cellular component (GO): plasma membrane
Molecular function (GO): Wnt-protein binding; Wnt receptor activity
Source: RefSeq, a predicted model, not a curated record